Messenger RNA from Juglans microcarpa x Juglans regia, 1815 nucleotides. Its product is annotated as bifunctional riboflavin biosynthesis protein RIBA 1, chloroplastic-like. Bases 77 to 1717 code for a protein of 546 amino acids. Gene Ontology annotation, cellular component: chloroplast. The record is from RefSeq and is a predicted model, not a curated record. NCBI's taxonomy places the organism in Eukaryota, Viridiplantae, Streptophyta, Magnoliopsida, Fagales, Juglandaceae. Gene Ontology annotation, biological process: riboflavin biosynthetic process. Gene Ontology annotation, molecular function: GTP cyclohydrolase II activity; 3,4-dihydroxy-2-butanone-4-phosphate synthase activity. The transcript has 7 exons.
ACGUUCCAUCUAUACCUCUGACGCAAUCACCCCCCUCAAAGCUCAGAACCCUCGCCCAGUCCUCGAAGUUUCCGCAAUGGCUUCGUUCAAACAUUGCUCUCCGAUGGCUCCCUCCUGUUCCCAAGGGCAGAGUGGUGUAUAUGGCGGUGCAACACCGUUUACUGCGAACUGGUAUCCAUGUGAUCUUAUUUUGGCAAAUCAAACAAAAAGAUUGUCUCUCAGUUUCAAAGUUAAUGGAAGAGUGACGAGGGCUGCGUUAAUUUCUGAAGGGCGAGACAAUUUUGUGAGUAAACAGGUAGGUGAACCAAGUGGGAUUCGGACACAGCCUGGUGAAAUAGAGUUAGCGUUUGGAACAUUAGCGGCAGAGACAAUUGCCACAACAACAAUAACUACUACUACUACUACUAGUGCCAGUGGUUUCUUUUCCAAUGAUGAGUAUGAUCUGGACCGGCCAACCGCCGGGUUUUCUUCUGUUCCGGAGGCGAUUGAGGACAUUAGGAAAGGCAAGAUGGUAAUUGUCGUUGACGAUGAAGACAGAGAAAAUGAGGGAGAUCUUAUAAUGGCAGCGUCAAAGGUGACGCCGGAGGCUAUGGCAUUUGUUGUCAAGCAUGGAACUGGGAUUGUGUGUGUGAGCAUGAAAGGGGAGGACUUGGAGAGGUUGCAACUUCCGUUGAUGGUGACGCAGAAGGAGAAUGAAGAAAAACUUUGUACAGCAUUUACUGUGUCCGUGGAUGCAAAACGUGGUACAACAACUGGUGUUUCAGCUCGUGAUAGGGCAGCCACGGUAUUGGCUCUUGCAUCAAGACAUUCAAAACCUGAAGAUUUCAACCGCCCAGGCCAUAUUUUCCCCCUCAAGUACAGGGAGGGAGGGGUCUUGAAAAGAGCCGGGCACACAGAAGCUUCUGUUGAUCUUGCUGUUUUGGCUGGGUUAGAACCUGUUGCCAUUUUAUGCGAGAUUGUGGAUGAUGAUGGCUCCAUGGCUAGAUUACCUAAGCUUCGCCAGUUUGCAGAGACAGAGAACUUGAAAAUUAUUUCCACUGCUGAUUUAAUAAGAUACAGGAGGAAAAGAAAUAAGUUGGUGGAGCGGUCUGCUGCUGCGCCAAUACCCACAAUGUGGGGGCCAUUCCAAGCCUACUGCUAUAGGUCAUUGCUGGAUGGCAUCGAGCAUAUUGCCAUGGUUAAAGGCGAGAUUGGGGAUGGACAAGAUAUUCUUGUGAGGGUACAUUCUGAGUGUCUCACUGGCGACAUAUUUGGAUCAGCCAGAUGUGACUGUGGAAACCAGUUGGCACUUGCAAUGAAGCAAAUUGAGGAAGCAGGUAGGGGUGUAUUAGUCUAUCUCCGUGGACAUGAAGGUAGAGGAAUUGGUCUGGGCCACAAGCUUCGUGCUUACAACCUUCCGGAUGAUGCACAUGACACAGUCGAGGCAAAUGAGGAGCUGGGUUUGCCUGUUGAUUCUCGGGAAUAUGGCAUUGGUGCACAGAUACUUCAAGAUGUAGGUGUCAGGACAAUGAGGCUAAUGACGAACAAUCCUGCAAAGUAUGUUGGUCUUAAGGGUUACGGUUUGACAAUUGCAGGCAGGGUCCCAUUGUUGACACCAUUAACAACGGAGAACAAGAGAGAUUUGGAGACUAAGCAUAAGAAAACGGGGCAUAUCUAUGGUUCGGAAAAUAGUGGUCUAGUAAAAGGCAUUACAGGAGAAAAUGGCAAUUCAAAUUGAGUAAUGCUAGAUAUAGUCUUAGGGUGUAUAAGUUCCGCGCAUUUCCUUUAAAAAUAAGUGGGUCUAUCAUUAAAAAAUGAUUUUUUUUCACAUGGGUU